GACACUUGCUGUGGGAGAGAGGAGCCAGAGGACGAAGAGAGAUUGGUCGCCGCUCAAACAAACAAACAAAAACAGAUCACUUUCACUCGCCGCACAUCAUCCCAACAUGGCUUCAAAAUGUCCCAAGUGUGACAAGACGGUGUAUUUCGCUGAAAAGGUGUCAUCACUGGGGAAAGACUGGCACAAGUUGUGUCUCAAGUGCGACCGCUGCAACAAGCUUCUUAACGCUGGAGGCCACGCUGAGCACGAUGGAAGGCCCUACUGCCACAAGCCGUGCUAUGCUGCCCUCUUUGGGCCAAAAGGUGUGAACAUUGGUGGAGCAGGCUCUUAUGUGUAUGACGCUCCAGUCAACAACAACCCCACUGGUGUGGAUUCAGCUCCCAAAGCUGAGGAGAAGCGAAUGUACGCACCAAAGGCACCAUCGAAAGCAGCUGGAAGCAUCACCACUUUUUCUGGCGAGGCCAACCUAUGUCCCCGAUGCAACAAGAAGGUGUAUUUUGCUGAGAAGGUGACAUCACUGGGCAAGGACUGGCAUCGACCCUGUCUGCGCUGUGAGAGGUGCAGCAAGACUCUUUCUGCUGGCAGCCACGCAGAGCAUGACGGCCAGCCCUACUGCCACAAACCAUGCUAUGCUGUUCUCUUUGGGCCCAAAGGCGUGAACACUGGUGGUGUGGGCAGCUACAUCUAUGACAAGGAGCCCAGUGCAGUUACCCAGCCCUGAACCUUUGUCCCCUCAGCCUCAUCCCUCCUCUCUACACAACACUGACCAUCAACCACAGUAUCUGUAGCCUUUUUCCACUUGCCCACCUGUGUGUUCAUACCUUAGAAGACCAGCUUUCUGCUCCCGAUUCUUUUCCCCUCUAUGCUGAUCCACUCCCAGCAGCCCCAGAUCAGAUGAUUCAUUGAUUACAAAUGCUGCCUAGACAUGAUAUUGACGUGAUAUAUUACAUUAUAUUAUAUAUAUAGUAUAUAUUUACUCCAGGAGACUCCUCAGCACAACCACAUCCAGCAUUCCCACAUGAUUGACUCGAUUCGUUAAAUAAUCGUAACCAGUUUUGCCAUUUUUACACAUUUAUAAAUGUAUGUCACCACUUUAAAUGUCACUACAGUAAGACCUUAAGGUCUUAACUGUCAGUUUUGCACCAAGAGAACAGUGUGAGGAGGUUUUGACAUGUAUGUCUAAAAUUUAAAAGGAAAAAAAAUGAGAUGGAAAGUGAAUCUCAGGUGGGGGAAGGUGCAUUGUGCUUACAACCAGAUGAUUUUCACCUCAGAGGCUGCUGCAUGCACAGGUGGUGCUCAGGAGGAGCACGUUGCCAAUAAUGAGAAAAAAAAUUAAAAAAAUACUAAAUCUGUAUGUUGGCUGCUUUAUAACAUUCCUUAUGUGGAAGAAAAAAAAAAAGUGAUGAAAAAUGGUCAGAACAUAUUGUAUAAAAAAAAAUAUGCAAAAGUGGAUCUCUGAGGCGACUGUUACAUGAUUUUCAAAACAUCCAUGAGGCUGUAUCCUUUUGAGCCUAUAUUAGCCAGGUUAAUGGCUGAAUCUGGAAUAUAAAAUAUGUUGCGCUAAACAUUUUGUCCCAGUUUUUUUAUACUAUACUGUUUUAUACUAUAAAGCGAGGAAGAAUGUGGGUGAAGGUUUGGGGAAGGUUGGGCUGUGCCAGGGGAGAAACAUGUAUUUAUUGCUUUAAUUCAAGUCCUUUAAAUUUCAUUAGCCAUUGUACUACUACCCUUUGUGACACUGAUUAUGAAGAAGGUAAAAUGAGGUGACGUAAGCUGUAUAAUUCUCUACAAUCAAGAUUUUUAUUGUUAUUUUCAAAUAAAUAACCCUGCUGUUAUUAUCAUCCAAGAGAUGACGCGCUAUUUGAAGUUUUGUAUUUUUUUGCCAUUAGCAGAAACAGUAGUUUAGCUUCUAGAAACCGAGACGAGGCACUGCAGACAAGUCAUUCGGUAAGAAUGUGCAAUUUAGUAUUAUUAUAUGACUGUUACUUUGUUUGCUUAUUACCUGUUGUACAUCGUGGGGCUUUAUAGACGCUGCAGGGAUCACCGUUUGUAGAACUGAAACGCUGCACAUCAGCCCUGCUACAUUUGUCCUUUUGAUCCCUUGAUUAAAUAUUUCAGAAACUCUUCAUCUGUGUUACUACGAUUGUUUGACAGAUUAUGACCUCCUCUUCCUGUUGAUUAAUUUCAAUAAACAAACAUUACAUGUGG
This is a messenger RNA of Xiphias gladius (swordfish), 2205 nucleotides long. It is a transcript of the gene crip2, whose product is annotated as cysteine-rich protein 2. The transcript has 8 exons. Bases 107 to 721 code for a protein of 204 amino acids. Lineage: Eukaryota; Metazoa; Chordata; Actinopteri; Istiophoriformes; Xiphiidae. The record is from RefSeq and is a predicted model, not a curated record.